This is a messenger RNA of Podarcis lilfordi (Lilford's wall lizard), 43138 nucleotides long. Lineage: Eukaryota; Metazoa; Chordata; Lepidosauria; Squamata; Lacertidae. The record is from the annotation of a GenBank genome assembly.
CGCGUAACUUCCCUCCCCUCGUCCUGGUCGCCGUCACGUGCCCCGCCCUCUCUUCCCUCAGCCGCCGCCUGGCACUCCGUCAGCCCUGCCAACGUGGAGCCGGCUGAGGCCGAAGCGAAGGCGGAAGUGUUCUGAGGAGAGGAGGGAGGAGGAGGAGGAGACGGGGGGCCUUUAACCAGCCGCCGCAGCUGCCGCUGAAGAACCUCCGGCCAUGGAGAGCUCCUUGGAGAAGGUCGGCUCUGCCUCUGAAGUGUCUCAGGCGGGGAAGGCGGAGGGCGGGCAGGGAGGCAGGGACGGGGCGGAGGAGGAAGGGUCCGCGGUGCCAGGGGCGAGGGCUACGGGGAAAUCGUGACAGGGGUGGUCGCUGCUCCAGACGACGGUCCGCAGUCAGCAGCCUUGCAAAUACGAGUAGAGAGGUUUAUAGAUGUGUGCGCGCGCAUAUAUAUGUGUACACACACACGCAUAUACAUGCAUAUAUAUAUAUAUAGUCAUUAGAAUUCCUAUAACAUAUCUACAUACACACAUGCACUCACAUAUAUGUAUAUUAUAUUUGUAUGUGGUACAUACAUAUUUGUGUAAUGUUUAUAUAGUCACACACAUAUUCACACAUAGAUUGGUACAUGCUCACACAUAUUAUGAGUGUGUGUGCAUACAUAUAUUGUGUUAUAUAUAUGUGUGUGUGCAGAAGCAUAUAUGUAUACAUAUAUUAUACACAUACAUGUGUGUAAUAUAUGUAUACAUAUAUACUUAACACAUAUUUGUGUUUGUAAUACUGUUUAUGCACACACAUAUAUGCAUAUAUAAAAAACAUACAUACACAUAUAAAAGCACAUCUGUAAGCACAUGUGUGUAGAGUAUAUUACACACAUAGCAUAUUGUGUGUGCAGAAUAUAUACGUGUGUAUGUUAUAUGAGUUUGUUGACUAUACACACACACACACACACACACAUUAUAUACAAAUAUAUUAUUUUUAAAGCAACAUUUUGAUGAGCUUGGGCUGGAUCCUGAGUUAGUCAUGCCCAUUAAUUUCGGAAGGACUAAGUCUGGAUACAACCUUGUAACAAAUGCAUAUGUGUAUAUGUACUGUUGUUAAAUAGGCAGAUAAUAGCAACAUUAAUACUCGUCAUAAUAUUAACCAUUGAAAAUGAUUCCUCUUAGGGUAGCAGUGGGGCAUAGCUCAAGUGGUAGAAGGCCACCUCCUUGAGACUCCAAUCCUAUACUCAUGGAAGUGAGCUAGUCCCACUGAAGUAAAUUGCACCUACUUGCGAGUAGAUGUGUCUAGGAUGGCACUGUGAAAGUGGUGCUACCAUUAGCAUAUGCAUUUAAUAUAUUUCAGGCUUUGAUUUGAGGUUUUUAAAACCAAAAGGAGAGGAGAAAGAGGAACCCUCAUUCUUAGUGCUCAAUAUUGCUUGAUAGGCAUUUAUUUUAUUUAUCCAUCUAUCUGGCAAGAAUCAUAUCUUUUCUAUGUAUAAUAUAUCCAACCUAGCUUGCAGUUGAGCAGGGCUGGCCCUACCGUUAGGCAGUGUGAGGCAAAAGCCUUGCACACCAGAUGAUGAAGGAUGGGGAAUGGACAGAGCUGCAUGUGCCAUGUGAUCUGCCCUGCACCCUCCUAAAGUAGGCUUCUGACCUCAGGUGCAGUGGAGGAAGAUGCUGUUGCCACUGUCAAAGUGUGAUUCAGCUGUUAUUCUUGCCAGUUUUUGUACAAUGGUAGAAUGAGGUGGCACCUUGUCCUUUGCCUCAGGCAGCAAAAUGUCGCAGGUAAGCCCUGCAAUCCAGCUGGAAACACACAGAUUUUUUUUUAAAAAAGAAGCAGUCUCAUUCACAGAAAAAAGCAGGAAAAAACCUUAAAUUCUAUUUAUGUGUCAAUAUUUUACAUAUUGGCUUAAAGCGAGAGACUGUUUAUGCAGGCUGUCUACCACAUAUUCUCUCUCACAGGAACUGCCAAAGGCCUUGAUGUAAUAAUAGUGAUGUAAGCCAUCAAAUAGAAUAUAUCAAGCUCCCUUAUAACUGAGGCAACUUUGCAUUCAGAAGGUCUCAGGUUCAAUCACCAGCAUCUUCAGACAGGGCUGGGAAGCAAUCCUAACUUGAACCUUGGAAAACUGCUCCCAGUCAGCGCAGACGGUACUGAGCUAGAUGAACCAAUGGUCUGGUUCAGUUCAGUAUAAGGCAGUAUAAGGCAGCUUCCUACGUUCACAUUACGUUGUGCCACGGCUCCAUGGGAAGAUCCAAAACCUUGGCCUCUCCCAAUAUAAUAAACUUGGCUAUCAGGUGCUGGGAGUGGGGGAAAACUCUUGCCUCAGUCCUUGAGAAGCCACAGCUAGUCAGAACAGAGUGGAUUACAGAAUGGUUAGCUGGGCCAAUGUUCUGACAUGGUAUAAGACAGCGUCAUACGUUUUGUGAGGAAUGGCAGUAGCUCCAUGGGUUGGUGUAUAUGAGGUUGUGAGUUAAAUUUGUGGCAUUUCCUGUAAUAAAGAUCUCCGGUAGGAGGGCUGGGGGAGACCCUUCUUUAAACUUUGUAGAGCUACUCCCAGCCAGAAUGGAUUGACAGUCUGAUUCCAUAUUAGGCAGCUUAACAUUCAUAUCAUCAUUAUUUCAAUGCCAAAUAUACUCCUUACGGGAGAAUGUAUCUCUAUAAAACAUAAACACACACCUGUAGCUUUCUGUUCUAGUCUUACCUUUAUGACAUGCUUGUUUUUUGUGUGCAGGGAUCAUUAACUUGUGUUUGUUUAAGGGCACUUAAUCAUGUGAGCCCCUACCUGUUGUGUGAAGUAGUACAGUCAUCAAACAGGUUUUCCUGCUCUUCUGUUCUUGAGAACUAGCAACAGGCUAACAUAGAUAGCCUUUUUAAGAAGCUGUGGGGUGCUUGCGACAAACACUGGGGAUAUUGCGUGGGAUUUGGUGCAGAAGGGCAGAACAAGAAGAUGCUUAGUUUUUUGCUUCCCCUUUAAAUUGCCCUUUCCCUGCUUAUAUGUAUGUAGUUAUAAAAUAUGUAUUUAUAACUAUAAAGUUUAAGUUGCCUCCUUUUUUAGUGGGGAGUUAGUUUCAUACUUAUUUCUCCCGUUCUUUAUUGGUUGUUGUGUGUUUUUUUAAAAUGUGGGUAGGUGAAGGGAGGAAUACUGUUUUUAACUCUGAGGCACCCAAGUGUGUUCAUUAGUAAGAGCCAUGUAACAAUCUAUGCAAAAUUUUAGAAAUUAAAAUUAGUAGGAUCUAUCCAUUGCAACCAAAGAAGUUUAUAAACUUGGAUUCUUUGUGUAAUCUACAGUGAUUUUGAGAUGCAAAUUGUCACUUGCUGUUAGAGAAAUAUGUACUACCAUUUUAGUUCAAGGCAGAGCUUACUCCCUAUGAAUCUUGGAACAUAAGGGCAGAGUGGAAUUUCAAAAGGACCAGCUCUCACAAAUACUUUCUUUCUUCAUGGGGAUGUCUUUAAAACAGGGGAGGGAAAACUCUUCCAUCCCAAGGACCAUAAACUCUCAAGGUGAACGUUCCAGGGACACAUGCUGGUGGUGGACAGGGUCAGAGUACACUGUGGCUGGAACACUGAAUUUGACUCCUACUUUUGUAUGGUAGGCUACAUUCCAGCCAUUCAGAAGUCAGAGGUUUCUACACACAAGCACACAUCCUCUAUCCAGGCAAGCAAGAAACACAGGCAAAACACAUUAUUGCGAGGCAAAAGCAUUCAAGAAGGGCAUGGAACAGGGCCACUGUUGGGUGUCCCCUGGGGAGAGGGGACAUGACCUGGAGAGGACUGCAGACUCUGCAGAAUCCCAAGGGCUGAACAGAGAUAAUUGGAGGGCCACAUUUGGGAACAGAUGAGGUUCCCUGACCCCUGCUUUAAAAAGUACCCCUGUUAGAACUCAGAAGUUUCUGUCGCCUUGUUUUGUGAGUCAUUCUUUAGAAAUGUUUCUGGGGCAGCUUCUUUCUAGCACAAUAAACCUGUGGAAACAAGAGCAGCUGUUGGAUUGUGGCAGAGACCAGUUCAACAUGUCACCAGGGAACUGGAGGGAAUAAUUGUACUAGUACAACCAGGCAUCCUUACUGUUUUUCUGCAAUAUUUCUCACUCAUGUUUGUGUAGCUAUAUAUAGAAUAGAUAAUCUUACAUACCAUAGGCAAGCAGAGAAAAUCCAGGUGUUGUACCUAGUGUGGUGUUCUAAGGCAGGAUUUAAAAGAUGCUGCUGAUUUUUAUUUUCAAGGCCACAUGAGGGACCUUGGUGCUCAUCACACAUUUUAUUCUCUUUAACAUAUGCACAAACACCCAUAAAAAGCUUGUGUUGCUGCGCCGGUGUUUCUGGGCCAGGUUCAAUGGUAUUGCAUUAAUUUGUAAUGAUAACAUCUUCAUCCUUUGCCUGCCUGUCAGACCAUUGAGAUCUUUGGAGGAAGACUUCAUAGUCCUCCAUGAGCUGUGCACAGGGUUGAACUGCAUGCUGUUUACAAAUCUACACUCAAAGUGAACUACAGAUCAAUGAGAGACACCAAAUGCUUCUGUUUUACAAGUUAAAACCUUGAAGACUGAGAAAUAAACAAUUAUCACUAAGCCGAGCAUGGUAGAAUAUAUAUUUUUUUAUAUAGAGAACUUGCUAUUUAUAUUUUGUUCCAAGUUGGACGCUCUUGCCUAUCUAUUGCAAGUGAGCUAGAGAUCCAUCUUCUUCCUGCCCUAAAGUAGUGAACAUUCAGACAAUUACAUUCAGGGUCUCCUAUGUUUUAACAGCUUUUGGAGUGACUCUGUUUGAAAGCCGUUUGGACCAAAGAGUAACAGAAAUGUGACUGUAGUUCUUGAUUCUGAAGGAUUAGAGAUACUUCAGGAGUACUCAGUUUAAGAAAUGAAAAUUCAUUUGCCAGUUGAUACAGUGGGAUAUUUCCCCAUUAACAUUAGGUCUGUUACCUGCUUAAAUAAUUCUGGGUGCAUCUAAUGGGUUGAUCUAAAAAUACGUGUAAAAGCCAUCAUGCUGAGGAUAAAAGCAUGCUUCUAUGUUUAUUUUGGGGGGAUAUGGAGCAGCUCUAAUUAACAGGAAGUGUCCUGUCAUUAUGGAAUCAAGAUUUCAAACAAACUUGUUUAUCCACAUUUGCAGAGGCCAAGGUUCUUUGAUGGGGUGGGUAGCAAGUCAGCAUGCCCUCUACUGCCACAGCUGAUGCCUUUCUUAGUUGGUGCAAUUCUAAGCAUAUCCUAUUUCAGUGCUGAAUUCUUGAAUGGCUAGUGGGGGGUGGGACAUUCCUGGUGGGUGAAUUGCAGGGACCGCAGCCAUGGAGAGCUGAGUUAGGUAGGGUAAUGCCACAAGUCUGUUGCCCAGAAGCCCCGGAAACCAUAGAGCUGGAUCCCCUGAAAUUGAUGGAGGAGGUGGCAAUGCAUUGGUGGGACAUCACUUUUUGCAGGCAUAGCCAUGGAACCCACUGAGCAGUCUCUAGGAAGCCGUCACUGUGCCAUCCAGUCUACUAACUCAGCAACAGCAUCCCCAUAGUUGUGUUGCUUGCCCACUUUUUUAUAACUUUAGGAUAUUUGUAGCCCGCAUUUCAAUAUAUGCAAAAUUCCGCAGCAGUUGAGUUGACAAUAAAACAUGGGUUGGCUGAGAUGUGAGUGACUUCUUUGUUCCUCCCAUCCACCAAUAAUGUACGUAUGAACACAGACAUAACAAUUUUACUCCAUAGGGAGUGACAUACUGCAGGCAUUAUUGUCUGAAACUUACCUAUCUUGACCUUGUGUAUGUUUGAGAAAUUGGUUUUUAAAAAACUGAAUUGAAUUUGCCAUUCUGUCCUGACCACCCAAAUCAGUAUGGCUGAUGGAGGGUGGGGGACCUUUGAGGUAUCUUCCUUUUAAUAAUAAUAAAGUUCAAAUCUCCAUUGGUCCAAAUGAAUUAAUCCAUUUUAGGACAUUUUCUCCUAUAAGGAAACUGGUGUGUUCAAAGCUGCUUACUGUUUUCACAGCACUUGCUGUCGCAUGAAAAAAAAUAUGCUUUGAUGUCAUAGGUUGAGACUCUUUCUGGGUUUUUUCUUUCUGUUAUUCCCACAACAUCAUGAUAGUUUUUGUUGGAAAAAACUGAUGGAUGAAUCUUUUAAAAAAAGGACUCUGUGUAACAAGGAAGUAGAAGCAAGUAUAAUGAAAUAGCAGUACAUUUGUAAAUACAUUUUAAACAAAUAAGGAAUUGUUUUAGUAUGUAUAUGUGUGUAUAUAAGAAGGGGAAUUAUACUAAUUUAUCUUAAAAAUAUCAGGAUGUUGUAAUAACAUAAAGAGCCUCAAACCAUGGCAUCAAAGCAUUUAAUAAUAAAUAAAAAUCUUAGAGGAAUUUGUAUAAAAUUAAUGUAUGACAGUCGACAGUUUCUUGUCCUGCACAAACACGCAACACACGCACACAGAAACAGCCACUACUUGCAACUGUACUUUGUAAAAUAUGUCUGUGCGGAAUUACCUAUAGGCAUUUUGCAUUCUAAUUCCUACAUUGAAGAGCUUUCUGUAUAGAACUUUGUGAUAAGUGAAGCAGGCUUGAGUUGAAAACAAAACUUGUCUGGCUAGAUUGCAAACCUGCUAAUUAGUAUCUUGCUGGCAUUCUUAGCAUAGGAGAAAGGGUGUUAAAAGAACAGAAUGGAGAUCCACUGUGGAUUUGAUGGGUGAAAUGAAAGAAGAGGUAAUGCAUUGUGGUGUAGUGGUUAAGAGCAGUAGACUUGUAAUCUGGUGAACUGGGUUCGCGUCUCCGCUCCUCCACAUGCAGCUGCUGGGUGACCUUGGGCUAGUCACACUUCUUUUAAGUCUCUCAGCCCCACACACCUCACAGAGUGUUCUUUGUGGGGGAGGAAGGGAAAGGAAAAUGUUAGCCGCUUUGAGACUCCUUCGGGUAGUGAUAAAGUGGGAUAUCAAAUCCAAACUCCUCCUCUUCUUCUACUUCCACAUAUUUGUUCUUAAGGAAAGCAUUUGGCUGUAUUAAGUCUUUUAUGGGAUAGUGAAUGGAAGAGGAAGCUUCAGAAGAAAUAAUGAGGAAAGGGGACUGUGAGAACAGGUUGAUCGUUGGACUCUUAGCUUUAUAUGCUAUUUAUUUGUAUUUUUAUCCCAUUCUUCCUCCAAAGCGGUUGAUCUUUGGACUUAACUUACAUGCUAUUUAUUUGUAUUUUUAUCUCAUCCUUCCUCCAAAGAGCUCAGGACAGCAUGCAUGGCUCUCUCACAUUAACUUUGUGAGGUAGGUUUGGCUGAGAGAUAGUGUUUGGUCCACAGUCACUCAGUGAGCUUCAUGGCUGAGUUGCCCUGAUUCCAGUCUGACUCUCAGGACACUUGCAAAUCUUCAAAUUGCAGUCUCUCACUAAGAGCCAUUAUACAGCAAUCAACCCAGGUUUACCACCAAGCAUGCACAAGUGUUUUCAGACACCUGUUGUGUUGCAGUCUUACUUCACAUUUUGCAGUGAGAACAUUUUUAAUGUGUAAGGUGUACAUCUACAAUAUGUACUAUGUUGAAAGGUCCUACGAAUCGCUCCAGGUAAAUGAUUAUCAUGGUUGUCUGGCUGCUGUUACUGCUGCUGCUGCUUCUUGUUGUUAGGUAGAUCACUGGCUAAUGGUCUAAGUUUGGUGGUUGAUGUUUCCUUAAUGUGAGCUCAUGAAUGAUUAGGAAGUACUGUAGCUGGGAGAUUUCCAUUGAGAGUUAAUCAGAGCUUUGAAAAAAUGGCACCUACAUUUAUAGAAAGGGCUGAUAAAAGUUAGGGGUAUGUGCACUUGUAUGUGGGUAGGUCACAUCCACAAUAUGCAUUUAAAGUACAUUGCUUCCCCCAAAGAAUCUGGAGAGCUGUAGGUUGUUACGGGUGCUGGGAAUUGUAGUACUCUGUGGGGCAAACGGCAGCCCUCAGGAUUCUUUGGAGUAAGUCAUGUGCUUUAAAAUGUAUGGAGUUAAAGUGAUUAGAGAGAAAGUGAGAGAUGGAGGAAAGACUGGAAGUGUCUUCAGGUGCUGAGUGCCUCCCUAUCAUAAUGACAAAGUGAUGCCCCACUUUGAAACCCUGAUUGUCUGGACUUCUAAACACAAUGCAGGGCUUUCAAACAGCCCAUUGUAAACAUUCCCGUGCUCUUGUGGGAACUCUGGAGAUAUGUACAAAGGGCAUUCAAAUAGCUUCAGACUUCAUCAUGAAGGCUGUUUGAAAGGCUCCACUGCACUUUGAAGUCCUGAAAACGGGGGUUUCAAAUCACAGCGCUGGGAGGGACAUUCUGUUUCUAUUGAAAGGAAACUGCUUCACCCUACUUGAGCAAGGCACAUUCCUACUGCUCUUCAGCUGGUGGGUGGGUGGGGGAACACCUUGCUCCAGCAAAGGAAUAAUUGGGAGAUCACUUUAAGCUCCCACUUGUUUCUUUGAAACCACACCUACUCAUUUACACGUGAUGUCAUACAUGUCAGGUACAGGGCAGAUAGGUGUGGCUUCCUGAAAAUGGCCUGAAGUAACAGACCUACUCCCUAGCAGGUGUGCAUGCCACUUGUUUCUUUGUAUGUUCCACCUGUAUAUUUGCAUAUCUCCAGUUCUGUCUCCUUUCAGUGAAAGCACUGCUCCCCUGAAACUUCUCACUGCUCUCAAUCCUAUUGUCUUUUUCAUUCUUCGAGGCCAACAUGGCAACAGUUUGUUUCAGAGUGUGUACAUGCAUGCUUGUAUAAUUACAUUUUCCAUAAAGGCUAUUGUUCGUAAUAUUCUUAAUGUAAAACUUUUUUUGUGUGUGUAAUCAAACCAUGCUAUUGUUUUCAUCAUUGAGAUGACUUCAGGAUUCUGGGGCAGGUUGUAUUUUAAGGCAGUGUACAUAGCCUUUGAAUAUUUUAUCAUGUUGGAAAACUGGUAGAAGUUGAUGUAAAGUUUUGCCAGUGGUACUACCAAAAGGUUUUCAAAGAUGACAGUGUAAAAAGGUUUGGUCAAUGGUGCAAUCUUCCACAUUUUUACUCUUGACGUCAAUCUCAUUGUGUUUAUUGAAGCUUACUUCUAGAUACUGCAUGUGUGUAUAAAUACCUGAAAAUAUACAUUUUAUAGCAUUCUCGCUUCUGGUUGGCUGUGGUAUAAAAAGAUUGCUGGACUAGAUGGACUGUGGUCUGAAGAUUGUUCUUACGCUCUUCAUUUGUGCAGUUUUCUAAAACCCAGUCCCAUGAUCUGUUCCAGAUGCUGAACAUUUGAUAAAGCAACUCCUUCCUUCAUUUCAGUGGAAGGCAUUGAACUGCAUGUUGCAUAGGCUUGUUCAGUGGAAAUGGGAGCACCAGAAAGUUAGGAACUCCAAAUAAAUAGAUUCUCUGGUUUUUACCUUGAAACUGAACCCACAAGGAAUCAUUCUCACAUCAGGGAUUGAUCAUCUGGUGAGAGGAGCACUUGCAAGCAGGGAGAAAUUAAUUUGGAUCCUUUGGGAGUUCUGCCUUCCACUUGGAGUAUCUUGAUAAUAGAUGCCUACAGACCAUUGGGAAUAAACUUCCUAGAGCUUCUGCAACCAAGCAAUGCAUUACAGCAUCUGUAAAAUGCUAUCUCUCUGCUGUCAUUUAAAAAACUAGAUUAAAACCCUAGAACUAAUGAAGAAAUUUGCCACUGUGCCAGUCAUAUGAGGAAAGAGGAGUCACACCAUUUGUUCAGGCUUAUGUUUGGCUUCCUGACUGCCUUAUCUGAUUUGUAUAUUACAAUUGUUGACUCGGCUCUCCCUUUUCAUACAUGUGCAAAGGUUGCUACAGGUUCACCUUCAAGUGUCUCAGGUACCACACGCCACCUGCUAAUCUGAAGUAUACACAAUAAUUAGGCGGAUGUGUUACCAUGGCUUCAUUUUAACUUCUAUGUGCAAUCAUAUUCACUUUGGACCUGUUUCCCUUACAGUGCAUUGUCGUAUUGUAGAACAUUUUUCUCAUUUUGGAUAUUUUCUUUUCCGGAGCUCCAGGCCACAUAACAAAUGCAAAAGCAUGCUUACGACACUUGGAACCAAUUUGUACCUUAUGAAUUGGCCCUGUAUGAAUAGGCAUUCUCACAAAUGGCUUGCUCACAUGAGUGGUGGAAACAUUGAAGAGGGGCUUAAGGAACUUGCAGCAGUAGCAGCUUGUAUAACUGAGUUGUAGUCCAGCAACAUCCAGAAGACCACGGAUUCCCCAUCCGUGUUUUAUAAACGAGGGUUUCCAAUCCCCAGCAUACCUUGCUCAUGGAAACCAUUGUUGCAUCUUUUGUGAGUGAGCUUCUUUGGUACUGUACCUCUCCUGCAAAUAAACCAUUUAUGUGAGCAGAUACUCAUUCAUCAGAACAUCCACAGCUUAAUAGAGGACAUGGCUCAGGGGUAGAGCACAUGGCUUGUUUGCCAAAAGUCCUAGAUUCAAUCAGUGGCAUUUCAGUGCAGGGCUGGGAAAAUAGACUUGCCUGAAACCCACUCCUAGUCAACAGAAGAUGAUUCUGAGCUUGAUGGACCAAUGUUCUGACUCUUUAUAAGGCAACUUCUUGUAGCAAGGAGAACUUUGUUUUUCAUUUCUGGACAGAAGAAACUUCCUUGAAUGAAAAAAGGGAUGUUGGAUUUGUAGGCCUGAGCUUUUCGGACUAUUGGAGGAAAGGCAUCUCAAAGAGCCUCUGCCUGAGUGGCCACCAAGACAUGUAAUUCUUGGAAGUAGAAGUGGGCUUGCAUGACUUUGGCUUUGUUCAGAUGUAAUAGAAUUCCAUGGUUCCCUGUGGUGAGGUCCUGCUUAUCACAAGCCUUGGGCCCAGGUCCUCCUCCUUCGCACACAAGGGGAGAAAAUUAACCCUUUUACUAUCUUUCUCAGAACAUUUAUGCAAUUAAUGCUAUUUGCUUGAUUUAUUCCAUAUUGGUGUGUUGAAAAGCUAACAUAAAUAUUAUUAUUUUAAUAACAGAUGGUUGACCCUACCUUAGCAGAAAUGGGAAAGAAUCUUAAUGAGGCGAUGAAGAUGUUGGAAGACAAUCAAAGGUACCUACUAAUAGCAGCCUUGAAGAACAUUCAGGAGUGUUAAAAAGACAUCAUUGCUGAUACAUUUUCUGCUCAGUCCAGCAGAGCCUAUUGUUGUAGUUGCAAUAACAAAAUCCCCUUUUGAUUUUGUAAUGAACAAUUAGAUUUGUCAUUGAAGGACAGCAGUCGUGCUCCCCUGACCAUAUCCCGUGAUUUGGGGAAGCAGCAAGAUAGACAUUGCAUUCCUAACACUUCACACAACCUGGAAGCAGCUUCAUAGGGUGGGGUGAUUUUCAUUAGGACCACAGCAUGGGUACAAAGGGUUAAAAUAAAAAAGUCUACAUCCCCGUGCAUCAUAGUUCUCAUCCACCCUCUCCACACCUGCUACAUACUGUUUAUAAAAGAGGCAGGCAGACGCCAAGUUUUUAUCAUCUCAUGUAGUUUGGCCCUGCAUGAGAACCACUGAGAACUCACACAGCCUCACUUGCUCAUCUCUGGUCCAGGUGUUCAGUCUUCGUGAUGCACUAGAGUAUGAAAGAACUCUGGCAGCUGGCCAAGACAAAAAUCCCAUUGCAUUUAUGGUGGGUUAGGUUGCUUUGCAAAUAUGCCUAGUCUAGAAUUUCCCUUUAAGCUUACAUUUAACUGUUCUGAAGACAACAGGUGUUUCAUAUCCUUUUGCAGGUUCCCGACCCCAACCCCAACCCUAGAUUUUAUAGUUAGGAGAAAAUGAUUCUUGUAUUGCAUAGGAUGUGAGAAAUAAUUAAACUGGCUUCUGUUGUAGCAGCUGGAUUGGAAGCACUCAAGAAAAUACAAGUGAACUAUCUGUAGGUCAUAAACCUUAAGCUUUAAUUUUUUUUAUAAAAAAACGACAUCACAAAUUGUCAAUAGGUAGUGUUGUAUUUCCUGUUUUGAAGUUCAUUUUAUAUGGCAAAUUGUCUGCUGACAAAUAUUUUAAACAAUAAUUUAUCAUUUUUAAUAUACCUGUUUUAGUCAUUUCUUUCAGUCGGCGUUUAACCUUUAACAUCCCAUUAAAACAGAUCAGGUUCAGCACUUUAGAAACUACAGAGCUACUAAAAAAAUGAAUGGCUUUUCCUUUGAAAUCAAGUUGUAGUGGAAAUUUUGUGUGGCUUAACCAAGGGCAGGAUUUAAACAUCUCACUGUGGUAUGUUCAAACUAGGAAAGUGGAGGAAGAAAACGAAAAAAAGUAUACAAGGAAAGAUAUUCCUGGACCACUUCAAGGCAGGUGAGUAACAUGAUUGUGAAUCAUGAUUUUAUAGUGUAUCCUUUAUCUUCCCAUGCUAUGCAUACAGAAGGUCUCAGGUUCCGUUCCUGGCAUUUUCAGAUCUCAGGCACUAGGGCUGGGGGAGAAACCUUGCUUGGAAGGUCAGGGUAGACAAUAUUUCACCAAAUGGACCAUUGGUAUGUAUAAGGCAGCCACAUUUAUCUAGCCUACAAGCUGCCAAGAAUACACUUAACCAGGGUGUUCUCAUUCAGUAGAUUGUAUUGGCAGAGUGGCAUAAGCAAGGAGACUAGUCCCCUGUCAGCAGCAGCAAAACAGACAGUCUCUUAUUUGGUACUUUUGGCACACUGUUCAAAUAAGUCAUUUCAUUUACUCACUCAACUAACCUGCCAAUGCAUUGCACAAAUAAAACGACUUCAGUGGAUUGUGCUCCUUGUGGCUUUUUUAACAGUGAGUCAGGGGUAGAGGAAAAUAACCAUUGAUGAUUUCUUUUUCCAAGUCCCCGGAAUGUAUUUACAUUGUGUUUCUAGAGAAAUCAUAAUCUACAUUAUUAUUUCAGAGUUCACGGUGCAUUUCUAGACAAAAUAUUAAAAGCCUCUCAACAAAUUACCAAAAAAACUAUAGUGAUGCAUUGGUACAUCAAAAGGGCCUGAUUUUUGCAUUCUUUUUCUCCCCUUAGUGGACAAGACAUGGUGAGCAUUCUCCAGUUAGUUCAGAACCUUAUGCAUGGAGAUGAGGAGGAGGAAUCGUUGCAGUCUUACCGGUAAACAAUUGUACAUGUUGGUUUGGACCCAAAGGUGUUCUGCUUGCAAGAGCGGCUGUCUUAGAGUGUUGUGUUGUGUUGUACUGUUGUACUGUUUUAUUGUUGUUAGCCGCCCUGAGCCCGGCUUCGGCUGGGGAGGGCGGGAUAUAAAUAAAAAUUUAUUAUUAUUAUUUAUUAUUACACCUGCUGCUAGAGUGUUGCAUGAGAAAAACUGAAAGCACAUGCAGUGAUGUUGCUCCACCUGCUACAUCAUACGUAUGACCUCUUGGAACAAGCAGCUGCAUAAGAGCAGCUUACCUGUUAUAGCUCUUACCUGAGCUUUCAGUCAAUGUUUGUGGAAUGAUGCUAGGGGCCAUUUUACUUUCCACUCAUUGGGAUUCAUAAUAAUAACAAAGUUUUCCUUUAUUAUUAAAUUCAUAACUUAUUUAAACCUAUUUGUAUCGGAACACAAGAGGGCACACUUAAUUAAAGGCUUUGUAUAUUCCUGAUACAAUAGAUACUCAGAUAAAGCAAACUAGAUUCAUUUUUUUCAGACUGCUCUCUCUUAAAGAGAUACGUGCUUUGCUUCAUUACAUUAUUAAUGGGAAAUUACAUGCAGCAUGAAAUAAUUUCUGCUUUGGUGGCCCCAUUUCUUCAGAUUGCCUGUAUCUUUCAGAACACUGAAUUGAUGACAAUAUGAACAAUCUGAAUCUUUCGGGAAAGAGAUUCUAAGUGGACUGCAAGCCUAAAUUUCUGCUGGAAAUAGCUCUUUCUGAGGAAAUGGCUGCAGCUCAGCGAUAGACCAUAAGCUUUACAUGCAAAAGUUCCCAGGUUCUACCCCUGGUAUCUCCAAGUAGGUUUGGAGAAUAUUUCUGUCCGAAACCCAGCAGUAGCUCAUUAUGAUGGAGGCGUAGAGGCACUGGAUGGCCACUGCUGCUAACGUGGAGCUCCCCUGUUCUCACUGCUGCUGACUUUCCUGUCCCAAAGAGGGCACCACUGCUGCCCGUGGGAGCAUGUCACUGCCUCCUCCACCACAACCACCUGCCCAUGAGCCACAGCUGCUGAACCCUGGAGAGCUGUUGCUGGUCAGUUCAGGCAGCUGCUUACAUCCUGCCUUUCCAAUAAAACGUUCAAGGCAUCUUGCAGUGCAGCAUUAGCAUACAAUAAAAGAUUAACCAAUAACAUUUAAAAAACCCCACAGGGACAGCAAGUAAGAUAGCUUAAAAUCAAAUACCUGUCUAAAAAGAAAGUUCUUCACAGAGCAGCAGAGGAACAUGCGAGGGGAGCUGUUUUGUUGGCUUUAAAUAUUGUAUCAGUUUAAAAAAAUUUGUCAUACAUUUCUUUGGGAUAUUCACAAUAUCAAUAUUUGAAAUACAAAUACGGCUUAAACCCGAGUUCCAGGGAAAUCAACGCAUGACCUAUUUUCAGGAGGUUUUCAGAAGGAUUUGCUGAGCAAAAAUGAGACGCAUGAUUUCUGCAGCAUUGGUGGUCGUUCUAAUGUGUUUCUGGCUUGCAGGCUUCAGAACGUUGGAGAACAGGGUCACAUGGCUCUUUUAGGACACAGCCUGGCAGCUUACAUCUCUGUGUUGGACAGAGAGAGGCUCAGAAAGCUCACAUCCAGGAUCCUUUCUGACACUACACUGUGGCUGUGCAGACUUUUCAGGUAUCCUGCAUUAUGAAUAACUUGAUGUGAUGGGAUGAUAAGCUGCUUGUGCGUAAAAUCGUAUCCCCUCAGAGUUUGUUCAAGUCCACAAACCUCUGUCUGUGACAGAGCCCCUCAGACAUGGCUACUCUAGUCACUAGCAGAUUCCGACAGUGGUUGCUUUCGUAAUCGCUUCCAACAUAAAAAGCUCCUUAACGGAAACACGUCUUCUGGAAUCUCUGCGUGACAGUUUCCGGCGAGGAGUGGGUGUUCUUACAGGAGGUCCUGAAACCUCUCCACUGUUUUCGCUGGAAGUGUCUCUGAGCCAUCCCUCCAGCUCAGCUCCUCUCCCCUGCUGGUUCCCUCAUCAGCUGCUGCGUCUCUCCCAACCUGUGUGAGCCCUUUCACCUCCCUGUUGGUUUCCUCUUCAGCUGCUGCGUCUCUCCCAACCUGUGUGAGCCCUUUCACCUCCCUUCCGUCCGAUGGCAGUUCCCUGACAUCCACCUCCCCUCCAGGGCCCCCUUCACCCCUCUCGCCCUCCUCUACGGGCGGUGAGGAGGCAAAACCCCGGAAUGAACUUCCUUCAUCUUCCGAUGUCUCGAACACUUCUCUCAACCUGUUGCGGUUCCUGGUCUCGAAGUAUACCUCCUCCUCAGAGUCCAUCUCCCUUCCCCUUCCGAGUCCGGGAAUCCUUCCAACUCCUCCCCUUCAUCAGUGGUCCCAAAGUAUUCCCUCCGGAACCUCUCUACAGGCUGAGGUUUCCUUGGGAACCUUUGAUGGAACGUUUCUAUCAAUACCUCGUCAUUGAUAUCUUCAGCCAUUACCCAAGUGUUUUCUGACUCCGGUUCUCCUUCCCACGCUACCAAAUACUCCACCUGAUCCCCCUUCCACCUGGCGUCGAGGAUUUCUGCCACAUGGCUGCUGCAUUCUCUUUCUUCUACGACCGGUCCCCGAGUGGCCAGCCCUUCUCGUCCCCCUUCGUACGGUGACAGUAACGACCUGUGAAAUACUGGGUGCAGUUUCAUGUGGUUGGGUAACCGGAGCCUGAAAGCCACUGGGUUGACCUGUUGAAUGACCUCAAAGGGACCCAACCUCCUGGGUCUUAAUUUCUUACAACCUCCUUUGAACGGCAACCCUUGGGUUGACAGCCACACCCUAUCUCCCACCCUUAUGGUUUCACCUUCCCUUCGGUUCUUGUCUGCCUGCCUCUUGUAUUCUUCCUUCGCCCUUUCUAAGUUGAGUUGGAGCUGACGAUGGAUUGCUUCCAUUUCUUCCACAAAAUGCUCGGCUGCCGGGACGCUCCAUCUCUCCCCCUCUCCCACACGGAAAGCCCUGGGAUGACACCCAUAAUUAGCCAAGAAGGGGCUCAUCCCUGUGGACACAUUCUCGGCAUUGUUGUAGGCAAAUUCCGCCAGCGCCAACUUUUCUACCCAGUCAUUCUCUCUGUCAUUGACAUAACACCUCAGGUAUUGCUGGAGGACACCGUUUGCUCUUUCCGCCUGCCCGUUGGUUUCAGGGUGCCGGGCAGUCGAAAAAUUGACCUCCACCUGCAGUAAGCUCAUGAGCUUCCUCCAGAACCUGGAAGUAAAUUGUUUUCCUCGGUCUGAGACCACCCUCAAUGGCACCCCGUGCAACCUAAAAAUGUUUUCUACAAAUAACUUCGCUGUCUCUUCCGCCGUGACUGCAUGCGAGCAAGCUACAAAGUGGCACAUCUUUGUUAGUAGGUCUACCACCACCAUGAUGGCUGUUUUCCCUUUGGACUUCGGCAGAUCAGUCAUAAAAUCUAUCGACACUGCCUCCCAAGGUCGUUCUGGGGUUGGUAAGGGUUCUAAUAGCCCCGCCGGCGCCCGCCUUUCCCCUUUGGCUCGCUGGCAUUGCUCGCACCUUCUUACAUACUCACGUACAUCUUCCCUCACCUUAGGCCACCAAAAUUCCCUGGUGACCAACCACAUGGUUUUGUGUUGUCCAAAAUGCCCCGCCGUAGGGCUGUCGUGCAACUGCUUGAGUACCCUCCCACUUAAGUCUCCUUCAGGGAUAUACAGUGCCCCUUUGUAAUACAAAGCUCCAUUUCUUUCCUCGAAUCCACCUGCUUCCUCUCCAUCACCCCUAAGACCUCUGAGCUUAUUCUGGGCGUAUUCAUCAUUCUCUGUUUCCUCUACCAGUUCUCUUUGUCCCACCAAUGCCGCCCCACACACCCAGCGGUCUUCUGGAAUGACAUGUCUCUCUUCGGGUGCCUUGCUACCUUCAUUAUCAUUGGGACGGUCUGCAAGCUGACUUCUCCACCCAACAGCUCCCUGCCAUCGAUCGUGGUCACCUGCAGGGGGCUGCUUAAAGGGAUUGUCUGUAUCUGGUGUUCAGCUGCAAACUCUUUGCUCAUGAAAUUGCAGGAGCUGCCUGAGUCCAACAGCGCCUUUAUCUUUAGAGGGUGUCCGUUUGGCAGCUCUAGCGUCACUUCUAUCACUAGGGCGGGUUUAGGAGGUUCUGGCGUGGGCACUCUCACUGCUCUUUGGCCUGGCUGCUGUGCCCUGACAGUGGCAGCCAGGCGUUGGCUUUACUUGCUCCGGUAUAUUUUCCUCUCUUCCAUCCACAGCCCCUACCAUCCCUUGCCAUUCUUUCCUCUGGGGGCAGACUCUGGCAAAGUGACCUGGCUGUUGGCAGAGAUAGCAUUUCCGGGCGCCUUUUCCUCCUUCUUGCCCCUCACUGGGCUUUGAAACUGCGCGCGCGCGCGCUGUUCCGAUUUCCAUCGGCUCUGCCGGUGGGAAAGUUGGCUCUGGAAUGUCUGGAAUGCGGAACUCCUUCCAACGUUCCCCUUUCCCUUCCCGCCUCUCCAAUGCUCUCGCCUCCUGGCGCGCUCCUAUGGCCAGCGCUGAUUUGGUCAGCUGGUCCAUAGACUCCGCCCUGGGCGCCCGGGAAAGUUCGUCUUUCACAGCCGAAGAAAGCCCUUCUUCAAAGAGCAUUUGAAUGGGUUCCGCCGAUAAGUCCCACCCCAAUCUGUGAACAAGCAUGGUGAACUCAGUCCAGUACUCACGGACAGAUCGGCUCCCUGUUUGCAACCCAUUAACUGUCUGCGCACCACUCCCUUUUCAAUAUCGCUGGAAAACAUCAGAUCCAUGGCGCGAAAGAACUUCAUCGUGUCUUUUAAGACGUCACUAUUCGCUGCCAUCAGGGGUCUAACCCAGUCUCUCCCCCCCUUUUCAAGAUGCUCAAUCACGAAAGCCACUCGUGAUUCCUCGUCAGGGAAUUCAUCAAACUGCAGAUUGAGGGCAUAUUGCAUUUCUGUCCGAAAACCAUGAUAGUUUUGGGCUCCCCCAAACUUCUGCACCAAUCCUGGUACCUUUCUGGCGAACUGGGUGGCUUUCCCCUUUUGUCUGCAUCCUGAGCCCUCCUCUCCUCAAGCCUCGCCGUCUGCAUCGCUAGCUGGACCUCCAACAUCUGGUACCUUUCUUCCAGGCUUGGACCCGCUCCAGCUCCUGCUUCUCCGGUUCCGGCUGGGUUGCUCAUGAUACCUUCUCCUGCACAAGCUGCUUUCAAAGACUGUCGGAAUGCUGUGAUGGGAUGAUAAGCUGCUUGUGCGUAAAAUCGUAUCCCCUCAGAGUUUGUUCAAGUCCACAAACCUCUAUCUGUGACAGAGCCCCUCAGACAUGGCUACUCUAGUCACUAGCAGAUUCCGACAGUGGUUGCUUUCGUAAUCGCUUCCAACAUAAAAGCUCCUUAACGGAAACACGUCUUCUGGAAUCUCUGCGUGACAGUUUCCGGCGAGGAGUGGGUGUUCUUACAGGAGGUCCUGAAACCUCUCCACUGUUUUCGCUGGAAGUGUCUCUGAGCCAUCCCUCCAGCUCAGCUCCUCUCCCCUGCUGGUUCCCUCAUCAGCUGCUGCGUCUCUCCCAACCUGUGUGAGCCCUUUCACCUCCCUGUUGGUUUCCUCUUCAGCUGCUGCGUCUCUCCCAACCUGUGUGAGCCCUUUCACCUCCCUUCCGUCCGAUGGCAGUUCCCUGACACUUGAUUAUAAACAUUACAGUAAAAAAAACAAAAAAAAAAGUUCUGAGUUAUAAUCCCAAAUAUAUGAAAAUGAUACAGUCAGUUGGAGUGGCAGUUUUGAAGGUAUGAGGCAGCCAGGGUAUUCAUCGACUUGCGCAAACCUUCUCCGGUGUGAAACUGCAACCGUUCAGAGGCAGCUGGACUCCUCCUCCCAUCAUCAGCCACGGCUAGCAUGGUCAGGAAUGAUAGGGGUUUCAGUCCAAAAACAUUAGGAGGACCAUGGAUUCCUGACCCCCUGCUUCCUUGAAUCUUAUUCUGGACAAAUAAGUGAACCUUUUUAUGCAACUGUUCUGUUCAUUUUAAGUCGAAGGACAAUACCUCCCCCUCCCCCCCCCCCGCCUUGAGCAUUCAGAGUAGAAAGUGUCUUCCAUUUCUGCAUAAUUGUAAUGUUUGGUAAGUGAACUGGUGCCUUUUCUGUAAGCUCAUAUUUACGUAAUAAUUUCUCUGAACAGGUUUGAAAAUGGGUCAGCGUAUUAUCAUGAAGAUGACCGUGAGGGCCUUUUAAAAGUCUGCAGACUCAUGAUUCACUCGCGCUAUGAAGACUAUACAACGGAAGGCUUUAAAGUGCUGUAUAACAAGCAGCCUGUUAUAUACAUUAGCUCUGCAGCCAGAGCAGGCUUGGGACAAGCUCUUUGCAAUCAGGUAAAAUGGAACUUUUGGGGUCUUAUCUGUAAGUGACACUUUCUUUAUCAUGUUGUCCCCUUAGCUGGUUUCAUUACGCAUCUAUACUUUCUGUUGAAAUAUCCUUGCAUCUGUGAAAUAAACUUGUGUCCCUUACUCACAUUCAGAUGGUAUAUUUUAUUCUGAUGUCCUGUUGUUGCAGAAUGUUAUAGCUGAGGGAGCUCCGAAGGUUAUUUGGCCUGCCUGCCUACAUUCACAUAGAAUGUUCUGUAUUCCACUUAGUAUGACCGCAACCCUGCAUACAGGUUGGCUUCAGUGGGAUUUAACUCACCUGACUGGAUGCAGAAUUGCAGCCUAUAUCUUAUCCAAGUUAAGGUGCUUGCCAUUGUACCUACUGAUGGGAGCCAGUGUAGUGUGAUGAGACCCCUGGUUGACUCUGAAUCCAAUGUGGAUGCCCCCCUGCCCUGCCCCCAAUUCCUUCAGGCAGGCUGUUGUUUCGUUUUUAAUUAAGGUCCUUGGCAUGUGUUCAUCAGUUUAAACUUUUUAUGUUGUUUCUUCAAAUAAAAAGCUUAGAGGCUGCUUGUGGGGAGUGUGGGAUGGCUUCAUGGCUGUCAGAAGGAAGAGCCAAUCAGCACUCAAUAUAGGCUGCUUAUGCUGGAAAUGGGAAAAACCGAUGGCUUCUGAGCUCAAUUCAGUUUGUAAAAUUAGACAUCUGGCCCAAAAGAGCUGUGCAGUCCACUGGGGGCUCACUGCUCAAGAUAUAAAUAAAAAAAAUUUUAAAAAUUGUCUAGUGUAUCUGAAACAGUGUAUCUGAAAAAGUGUGCAUGCACACAAAAGCUUAUACCCAGAACAAACUCACUUGGUCUCUAAGGUGCGACUGGACAAUUUUUUAUUUUUUUUAUUCAUUUCGACUGCAUAAGACCAACACGGCUACCUACCUGUUCAAGAUACGUAUACAUAGAACUUAAUGACCUCCCUGCUGUGACACACUUUACCUGUGCCAGGUGGUCCUUCUCUCAGAUUUCCACAUAUGAACCAAGGUUGGGUCCGUUGCAUUUCAGUUCUUUUUGAACCUCAAAGUUAUGGUUAACGUCAGUGGCAGUUUUCUUUUCUGCCAUGGCAUACCUCCUCACUUAAAUUACACACACAUUAUACUUCAUCAGUUUAGAUUUCUCAACUUUACUUUUGUUUACAUGUUGAGAAGCAUAAUAGUGCUUUGACCCCUAUCAGAAAGGUUGCCAGCUGGGUAUUCCACUAAAAGGGCAUCACAACGGAUAAGGCCCAUGGCUAAAUUGCCAUCUCCUUCCCCACCCACCCCGCAACAGUAUCUCUGGCCAGACUGUCACCUACUGGGAAAGGUGGUCCGGAAAGUGUUUAGACCCCCAGCCAUUUAGGGCUUUAUAAAUUAGUGACCUUAACCUGUGUUUAGAAACAGUGCAGAUCAUGGUGAAUGGUUGCAACAUGGCUCUGAAUAAGCAGAUCUGAAUAAGCCCAUCUUAGCCUUCUUCAAAAACAUGCACAAACAUGGAAACCUGAAACGCUCGGAUCACAUUAGGGAUAUAACUUCUGUCUCGUCCCUCUGCAGCUUGGUUUGCCUCUUUCCUGUAUGUGCCGGGUGCCUUGUAACACCAUGUUUGGAUCUCAGCAUCAGAUGGUAAGUUUGAGCAGAAGCAGCAGCACACGGCCUUGUUCCAUUUGUGUACAUAAAUAAUUGUUCCCUCCUUUGCUUGGUGGCAGGAUGUUGCUUUGCUGGACAAAUUGAUUAAGGAGGACAUUGACUCUGGAAAGCUACCAAUAUUGCUAGUGGCCAAUGCUGGUAGGUAUCUUUAGCAGAUGAAAUUUGACUACUACUUCCCCGCCCCCGCCCCAUGCACUUUCUCGCCUACUCUCAAUAGAACCUCAAAUUUCUAAUUUAUAGAUAGAAUGCUGUUAACUGACUGCUUUAUAUCUGAGUUGCCAGGCUUGGUCCUAGUUUUCACAAAGGUAGCAAGCCAGUGUCUGGGCUGUUCCACUUCACAUUUGCAGGUGGGGGCUCCCAUGAUGGAAUGCCCCUCCACACUCACUAACUAAAUAACCUGACUAUGAAGUCUAGAAGCCUCUCUUCUUUUAAAUGAGAGCUAGGAUUGUGCCCACAGCAGAGAGGGAGGGAGAGUAGGGAAACCUAUGCUUCUCUGAGUUAAACUGGCCUCAGGCAUGGGAGUGCUAGCCAGUGCCCAGAUGACAGCACCAGGAGUAUUCCAAAGAGGGAGAAGCUCCCACUCUGGUCCCUCUCAUUGCAACAUUAAUUAGAUUCUGGGUGGGGCCUGCAUGCAGCAGCGCAGCUGAGCCACACACCAAGUCUCAGUGGGGCUGGUUGACCGCACCCCUGGCUAUUCCUUUCUCAGCACCCCCAUAUGCUAGGUACAAAAAAAGAUGCCUGCUGAAGGUGGGGGAUCUUGGUUUCCCAAAAAUUAGGGCUCAGAUGGUCACUGAGUUGCUUGGACAGUUGAAGUGCUCCAUGCAAACAUUCUUAUCAAAAUAAAGCCCCCAUUUAUGGGCACCGUACUGUUAAAAAAACACACAAGGCUACUGGAGUGUAGCUUGAGGCAGGACAAGCGCAUCAGCUGGCUGGAAAGGGAAGCCAUGCUCUCAUGUCUCCACCAUGUGUUGACUGGGAGGCAAAUAUUCCUUAACACAGGAAGCCUGCCUUGGGGCAGUUGUUGCUAAAGGAGUAUUGGAAAAAGAAAAGACUGAACGCUGCACUACUUACUGUAAAACUUUACUUUGUUGAAAUGGAAUUCCAACUAAUUCUGAGCCUAACAAAGUGCCAUGUUAAGUGGCUGCGGCCGUUAGUGACAUCUUUUUUGCAUUUGGAUUGUUCUUUUUCCCUUUCAAUGCAGGUACACCAGGAGCAGGGCACACAGACAAACUUGGGCGACUGAAAGAACUCUGUGAGCAGCACGGCAUGUGGCUACAUGUCGAAGGGUACAGUGCCAUUUUAAUGUAAUGUUAAGUUGACUAACUGUGCAUGAGAUCCCCAUGAAGGUAAAUAACACGUGCACAAAUGGCAUGGCCAGGUUUGUGCAUGGUUUUGCAUCUAACUUCUUCAUUAGUCACUCCCCAUCCUGAAUUACAAUCCCCUUUUAAAAAUCUCCUAAACUAAAAACAAGUGAAGUGACUGUAAAAAAGGAGAAGGCAAGAGAUGCCAUUUUUUAAAAAUUGGGGAGAUUUUGAUGAACAGGUUUUCACAGAGCUGUUUCAGGGAGAGUUUUAAAGGACAGCACAGUGCUGUACAAGAGCUACCUCUGUUGAGAAGAAGGGUUUUACCUAUAUUGCCAAUGUGCAAUGCCAUCCCUAAGAAAAGGAGUAUGCCAGACUGCAGCCAACUGAGCAUGCUUUGUCGCCCCACCACGGCCCAUGGUUCAUAAAGACAUUCCAAAAAGCCUAUUUCGUUGCUGUGUAUUUGUGGAAAACAGAGACACAGGAAACUGCUUUGUGCUAAGCCAGAUGCUUCUUCUGCGACAGGUUUACAAACUGGAAUGAAGUUACAAAUGAAGUAGGCAGACAGAAACAUUAAAAUCUAGCCCUUAACCUGGGGUAGGCCACCUAAGGCCCAUGGGCCACAAACGGCCCACGGGGGUCGUUAUCCGGCCCAUGAGCCACCCCCGAACCGAGCUGCCCACUCCAUGAGUCCCCACGCGCUGUGCUAAAUUGGUGCAGCGCAGCACGGGGACUUGCUUCUGUGGCGUUGAAAAUUGUGUUUGUGCAUGCGCAGACGCCAAAAAUUGCAUCCGCACAGACACCGAAAAUCACGUCAACGCAGACGCCAGAAAUCACGGGGGGGGGGGGCGCUCAUGUGCAUGCGCAAUCCAGCCCACUGAGAGAUUUCUGCUGGAGUGAACCGGCCCAGGCAAGGUAAACCUUGCCGACCCCUGCCUUAUCCACUAACUGGAUUAAAACAAAGUGUCUCUUUCAGAUCCAGAAUCUUGGAAUAAAUUCUACAGUAUUUGCAUUAAAUAUACACAUACAGCUUCCCUAAGUACAGAAUCAUAAAAUAUUUAAAAUGAAACUAAAGCGAAAUGUUAGCAUUUAGAGAAGGGAAGGAAUAUCCAGUGUAAUCUAAAACUGAGUUUUCUUGUUUCUUUCAGGGUGAAUUUGGCUACUUUGGCUUUGGGUUAUGUCUCGUCAUCUGUACUGGUAUGUUUCUGCUUUCUUCAGUGUGGGUUUAGGGCUGGUUUGGGGACUGAAUUUAUUCUGUCUCUUUUCAGACCAUUGAUCAUGAUAUCCUCCUGAACCGACUGUUCAAGAUGGGUUUUAGAGGUGCAGUGGUUUCAUUAUACCUACAGUCAAGUCCAGAUAGUAACGUUAGGGGAGUGCUUUUUUACUCCCUUGAACUUGUGCUAUGGGGUCCUGCAGGGCCCUCUUUUUGGUCCCCAGUGUUAUUUAACAUCAACACGAGGCCAUUGACAGCAGUCAUUUCAAGUUUUGGUUCAGGUGUUGUCAGCGUAUUGACAGCAAUAUACUGAUGACAGGCAGCUCCAUUUCUCCAUUGGUAACUUCAGCUCUGAGCUACUUCAAAGUGAGGCUGCCUUGGCCUGGAAGCCCCAGCUGCUAAACCACUGGUGAAGAUAGAUAACCAACAGCAUGCAACACCUCUGUUGAAACAUCUGCAGUGGCUGCCCAUAUGCUCCAGGUUCAGGACUCAUAUUAAAAUACAAAGCCCUGAAGAACUUGGAUUCAAAAUACCUUAAAGACUGCCUUCCCCUUAUAUCCCAACUUGAUCACUGAGAUCAUCUGGAGGAUGUCCUCUGUGUUUCUGAGGCCCAGCUGUCUUCAGCUAGAAGUCAGGCAUUUAGUGUUGCCAAAUUCCACAAAAGUGGACUGCUCUUCCAGCAAAGAUCCAGGAGGCAUCCUUACUGCUAAUUUUCAGGUGUCUCCUAAAUACCUUUUUAUGCCAACAGGCCUCUGAAUUUGUUUAAUCCCCACCCCAAGUUGAGCCAGUCAUUUUCAUUAUUGUUUACUUUUUUUUAGGCUGGUCUCUCAUUUUUAGAAGUUUGGCUCAUGGGUUCCAUUGUUUUGAGUUGCACUCAAAUAAUAUAACUCUGCCUUCCUUUCUGCAGGCCGCAACCAAAUGUGACAGCAUGACCCUGACUCUGGGGCCCUGGCUAGGUCUCCCAGCAGUGCCUGCAGUGACUCUCUACAGACAUGAGGAUCCUUCUUUGGUAAGCUUAUUUCUUUGUAUAUAUGCUCACUGCUUGAUCCAAACUCCAAAAGGUUGGCAACCCCUGCAUCCACCCUGAAUUUUUCACAUACGAUGGAAUAACAAAUCCAGCAAAAAGUAAUGAAUGCAAAUAUGUUGUUGUUUUGUUCACAGUCCUUGGUUGCAGGCUUGACCUCUAGCCAGGCAGUUGAGAAGCUGCGUGCUCUGCCUCUGUGGCUCUCCUUGCAGUACCUUGGACACGAUGGGAUUGUGGAAAGAAUAAAACAUUCAUCUCAGCUGGUAAGAAGUUUGGCAUUGCUUUGGCUCUUGUGCAUCUCCAUGGAUGAGCUGGCAUUUCACGUUUUACGUACAUAGUGGUGUUGCUGCAUUCUCAGUCUCCAGCCAAAGAAGAGAUGAGUUAUUUGUGUGUGUCAUAUGUGUGCGUGAGAUGUAACACAGGAUACCUGUAAAUGGGUCACAGAAAGUGUUUUUUAUUUUAUUAUCCAUCAAAACAGCCAUGUAGGGCUGAUUUUGGCCAGAGAAAAAAUGUUAGGAAAGGAGAUUUUAAGUUUUCCUUCACACACCUUUGCCCUGAUCUGAAUUCCUCCAAGUAGCUAUUGGCCCUCUUUGGGGGCAGGGCAGAGGAAGAAAAUACAGCUGAGUGUUUUUGUUUACAGAAAAAUCCCCAGUGGAGAUAACAGAGACUUGGGGGGGAGUCGGGCUUUAGAUUGGGGAAAUGAUGCAAACAAAGACAUUUAAAGACCCAUCUUCAUAUGCUGCUGCUCCAUUCAAAACUAGGGUCUUUGACAGCUGCUUUGAAGUAAGUUUGUUCAAGCACAGAAAUCUAAUCAUAGGUCCGUCACAUAAUUUAUCUAAGUCUUGUAAUAUAAUGAUUCACUAUUUGAAGGAGGCAGCUGACCAAACAUUUAUGGUCUACAGCUUCUCCAUGUUCCCAAGGAGAAACCAAGGUGGUGGAGCAGAGCAGGGCUUGAUUGGCAAACUGCAAAUGGUCGCUUAUAUAUGAGCUUCCAGUAGAGGAAGUCUUUUACAGGCUUCGUAUAAUUGUUUGCCAACCCUCUGGUGGUGAGAGCGUGAAACAGUUGACACAUCUUGUCACCAGUUCGGAAAGACAUUGGCCACUGCCUUCCUGCGCUUGGGGCCUUGCCCUUUUGAUCAUGGGCCUGCAUGCUGCAGUGAGUCACCGCUGUGCGUUUUCCCAAGGCACUUCCUGUCAUAAAAGGUGUCAGGAAGUAGGGCUGACAUCAGCAGGAUUUUUUCCUUUUAGUUGCUGCUAUUUUCUGUAUUGUUUUAAACGGCCUCUUAGCUGUUGUAUUCUGUACAGCACCUUUGAGAUGUGGGUGGGCCAUGAUUAAUAAAUGAACAAUCAGGCACUUGUUAAACCUUGGCAGAGGGACUGCUGCUCAUCUCCCCCUGCCUCUUGUGCUACAGCCUCACUCCUCCUUGCUUUGCUGUCUGCUGACCUGCCUUCCCCAAAUGUGAAAGCAACAGCAAGACCAAAGAGAACAUGCAGGAGCAGCAGCAGCAGCAGCAGCAGCCUCCACUUGCCUUGUGGAGCAGUGAGGCAGAUUGGGACCAGAAGAGGAAGAGCAAGGGAUUGGGCAGGGGUGGCAGUGGGAAGGAGGAGGAGAGGGUGGCUGGGGGGGACCCCCUUAAGGCAUCUUGUCCCAAAAGCCCCAAGAGUCAACCCUGAUGGAAAACCCCAGCUGAUGGAGGCGGGGGCGAGUGUUGGCCAUAAUACCUCAUUGUUUUUAGCUGCUUAGUGAGUCAUUUUCAGUCCCCUGCCGCCUCCCCACAACAUCUCUAAAAGCUGUUAAAAAAGAAAAGAAAAGCCUGAUCAGGCCUUCCUUUUUUCCCUCCUUUCCUUGGUUUUGGAAGUGGUCUUUUAAGUAUCCAGCUGGCAAAGAUGACUGGCACCUGCUCUAUAUUGUUCUUGCUGCUUGGAGAAAGUUCUCUUGUUAUCCCCCUUCCCACUGGCAUUAGUGUGUGAUGUCCACCCUUACCAGUACAUUCAGUUAUCACCGUUGAAGGGAUACACUUUCCCCACUUAUACUCAGGACAGUUGCAUGUACUUGGGUGGGUACGCGUUGUCCUUUUUAAUGAGCACUGGAUGAGCAUCUUGCGUAUUUUGUAUUGUCAUUUGUUUUAUAUUUUUUUCUGGUUUCAGUUUGCUUGUCGUUGAUUUAUUCUGUCAAGUCAACUUGAAACACCUUCUUUUGUAUUAAGUGGCUGAGAAAUGUUAAUGAUGAUGAUGAUCCGUAAUACAGUGGUACCUCGGGUUGCGGACGGGAUCUGUUACGGAGCUCCGGUUGAAUCCUGAGGUUUUCGCUACCGGAGGUGCUUGUUGUGCGCAUGCGCGCAGCGCGGUAGAGCACUUCUGAACAUGCGCGUGUAGUGAAACCCGGAAAAAUACUUCCGGGUUUGCUGUGUUCGCAUCCUGAAGUUUACGUAACCAGAGGGUUAUGUAACACGAGGUACUACUGUACUUAAGGGGUGCCCUCAUCAGAGCCCUCAGAAACCACCCUUUGUGUAUGCAGUAAUUGACCAAAAGCCAGUAGAGGUGAACAGUUUGUGUUGCUAAGGAACACGUCAUCCUAGGAAGACUGUGAAUAUUGCUCUGCUUUUUAAUAAUUUAAUUGAUUCUUAGAAAAUCUUCAUGCUGCAGCUUUCAGGCUUCCCAACAGGGGCCAUUUAGGAAGCUUUAUAGGUGGCUGCAAGAGCAGCCUACUUGUCUUUUGACCAGGGGGAGUGGUGGUGUUGAUGACUUGAGGCGCUUUUAAAUUAAAGCAGCUAAAGGCAAAUUCAUGUUGCCAUUUAUCAUUUUAUGUUGCAUUUUUUAAAAAAGUGUGAAGUGCUUUAGGAUCUUGAUUUCAACCUCACAAGGACUCGUUGAGCAAAUUUGUUGUUAUUCCAUUUACAGAUGAUGGAGGGACCACUAAGACUAGUCUGCAUCUUAGAUUGAUUCUGGCUUGCCACUACAAAUUUAAAUCUUGAUCGAGCUGUCACACCCAUCAAGAAUUUAAUGAGUUUUGUAAUGCUUAUGUAGUUGUUGUUUGUUUAAUCUCUUUCCCACUCCCAACUUUCAUCUACUCUUUUAGAGUCAACGGCUGUUGGAAAACUUGAAGAAUCAGGAUUUUAUUAAAACCUCAGUAAGUUUUCCUUUUGCACCUUAAUUUUUUAAAACAAUAGCAAUAAUAUAUUAAGCCCAUAACCCACCCUAUCUUCUUGCCACAUUCCUGUUUCAGCUUAGGAAAAGUGGUCUUGUUGCAUAUAUAGUACAGUGACAACAGUGGCAGACCUUGAGGUCUCAGAUUUCAGUGGUGCCCUGUGCGACGCCAAAAUUUGGCACCCCCUCCCCGCCUCUCACGCUCCAUUGCAAAUCAUAGUUGCAACGUCCCUGCAGUGCCCCUGAGGCUCGACGCCCAGUGCAACUGAACUGGUCACACUUCCCUAAAUUCACCUCUGGUGACAGAUUUUAGACAAAAUCCAACGCAAACAGGCAUGGCCUUCUAACGAAUCUGGACGGUUGUGUAAAGAAGUAUGUUUGAAACCCUCUGUGAUUCUUUGCCUGCAUAAACUGAGCUGUGGGUCUGGGAUAAUAACACCUGGCAUAAGUGGGAGGUGUUUUACCACCUUGGGGAAUUCAGUGGGUCUUACACUUGGGAAAAGGCUUAUUGGAUUGCAGCCUUGGUUUUUAUAUUUUGCUUUAUCACAUUUAUAGCCUACCUUUCUUCCAUGAAGCUCAAGGGUGGCAUAUUCUCUUUGUCCCUAUUUUAUCCCCACAACAACUCUUGAGUCAGGUUAGGCUGCAAGAUUGUGGCAGGCCCAAGGUUACCCAGGGAGUUCCAUGGCUCAGCAGGGACUUGAACCCUGGUCUCGCAGAUCCUAGUCCAACUCUGUAAACCACUAAGCCACGCAGGCUGUCUUUCAAAUCUGGUAUCUUGGUUCUCUUGCAAUUUGAAUGUUAGCACUAAUGCCAGUUGUGGUAAUGACAUGGGCCCUAGAGAAUUAAUUUUCUGUACACAGCCUUAAGAUGCUCUCGCAACAUUUUGGAACGUGGGUUUUAUUUUUAUUUUUAUUUUAAUGUCCCAUUUCUAAGGUUGAAGAUGAACUUGGCUCUCCUGUGGUGGUAUUUAAGUUUUCCCCAGAACUGUCACCUAUAGGUGAGUAGAGUUCAGUGAAAAUACAUUAUAAUCACAGAUAACAUUGCUUUUGUUGGUUUUUAUUAUGAACACGUUUGAAAUUUGAAUUCUUAUAAAAGAGAUCUGUUUUGACUAAAAUAAUAGCAAACACAAGUUCUUUCAUUUUGUUGGAUGGGUGUUAAUAUCAAUAUUGAACUUAAAACCCUAUUUUUGAAGUUUAGUCAUCUGUAUUCCCCCCCACAAUAGUCUCCUUCCUUGGAAGUUUUUAAGCAGAGGCUGGAUGGCCAUCUGUCAUGGAUGCUUUAACUGAGAUUCCUGAAAUGCAGGGGGGUUGGACUUGAUGAGCCUUGGGGUCCCUUCCAACUCUACAAUUCGAUUAAUCUUCCCACCCCACCCCACCCCAGCUUUUCUUCAAAGGUGCUUCAGAGGCUGCAGCUUUGAACAGAGGACUGUUUCCCUACCAUAAAAGUCUGGGGUCUUUUAAAAAGCAGAUUUGCUGUUGAAUCCACUUUAAUUCUGCAAACCCAAGAGUUGUAUCCAAUGAAGUUUCAUUCAGAGUACACCCACUUAAAUUAGUAGACCUAAAUAUGUAUGCCUUGCUCAUUAAUUUCAAUGAGAAGAACUGCUCUGAGAAUAACUACUGUUGGGAACAACCCUACAUUUCUGAUUUGGAUUUGAAUCCCUCCCACAAAAUACUGACAGUCUGGAGGGCACUUCAAAGGCAGGAUACAACUGUAACAAUAGCAGAUCCGUGUCAUUUAAUCACUUGCUAAAAGUUCAAAUAAAUACAACUGUCUUCCUAGGGCAAAUAUUUGGCAACUUGUAUCCUGUGGGUGUUUCCUUUCUAAUAUGCAAAAUUAAAGUGGGUGGUUGUCUUCUUUUUCUAAUGAUAAGCUUCAAGCACAGCAUUUUUACAUGCAUUACAGUGAAUUUUAGCUCUGGAGCAUAAAAAGGAAUGAAAAUGCAAUUUACUGUAGAAUCAGUUAAGAGGUCAUUCUUAAGAUAUGGUUUGAAAACACACAGGAUCACUUUUUGCUACGGAAAAUAAAGGAACACUAGUUGGAGCAGCUAAUACGUGCAACCUGUACCCAGUUUUAGUCAUACUCAGAGUAGACCUAUUAAAAACGAAUGGGCCAUAAUUUCAGUGGGCCUACUCUGAGUAUGACUUGGCUGGUUACAGCCCAUAAAUGUCAGAGCUCUCCCCAAUCUCAUGCAUUAUUCCUGUGGACAAUUCCUGUCACAUUUUCGCAUUCUCCCCGAUGCUCUCCCCGAUGCUUUUCAACAUUUUUAUGCGCCCCCUCGCCCAGCUUGUCCGGAGUUUUGGGCUGGGUUGCCAUCAGUAUGCCGAUGACACCCAACUCUAUCUGUUGAUGGAUGGCCAUCCUGACUCGGCCCCAGACACACUGACCAGAUGUUUGGAAGCUGUGGCUGGAUGGUUACGUGGGAGCCGGUUGAAGCUAAAUCCUUCAAAGACAGAGGUCCUGUGGCUGGGACGGGACGAUAUGGGAUUGGGGGGGCAACUCCCAUCUCUUGCGGGGGCGCAAUUAGUGCCAGCACCGUCCGUUAAGAGUUUGGGUGUAAUCUUUGACACCUCCCUUUCCAUGGAGGCGCAGAUUGCAGCUAUAACAAAGGCGGCAUUUUUCCAUCUCCGCCAAGCUAAGCAGUUGGCUCCUUGCCUCUCUCGCCCUGACCUAGCCACUGUGAUCCACGCGACGGUCACCUCCAGACUGGAUUAUUGUAACUCACUCUACGUUGGGCUGCCCUUGAGACUGACCCAGAAACUCCAGCGGGUGCAGAAUGCUGCAGCGAGACUCUUUACGGGGUAUUCGCUGCGAGAUCACAUUCACCCGGUGCUAUACCAGCUGCACUGGCUCCCGGUGGAGUACAGGAUCAGGUUUAAGGUGCUGGUUUUAACCUUUAAAGCCCUAUACGGCCUAGGACCCUCGUACCUACAGGACCGCCUCUCCUGGUAUGCCCCACAGAGAAACUUACGGUCUUCAAAUAAAAACAUCUUGAAGGUCCCAGGCCACAGAGAAGUUAGGCUGGCCUCAAGUAGAGCCAGGGCUUUUUCGGCUGUGGCUCCGAUCUGGUGGAACACUCUGUCACAAGAGACUAGGGCCCUGCGGGACUUGACAUCUUUCCGCAGGGCCUGCAAGACAGAGCUGUUCCACCAGGCCUUUGGCCAGGGCACAGCCUGACUCUCUCCCUCGGCAAUCUUCGCAGAGCUCUGGCCCAAUGGUUGCCAGUGGCUUGAUUUGAAUUAAUUUUAUAAUGAAUGAUUUUAGAGUGUUGUUUGUGCUGUACUUUUGUACUGUUUUAUUGUUGUUAGCCGCCCUGAGCCCGGCUUCGGCUGGGGAGGGCGGGAUAUAAAUAAAAUUUAUUAUUAUUAUUAUUAUUAUUAUUAUUAUUAUUAUUAUUUAUUAUUCAAAGCUGCCAUAAGUCUCUUGUAAAUUUAGAUUAUGUGUGGUUUCAAAUCAGAGUCAGGUCAAGCAUUUGUUACGACCUGUGCAUCAAAGUGCUGAACACGUUGUGCUUCAAAACCUAAACCUUCCAAACUUAAGUUCUUGGUUCCAUGUCCAAAAAGUGCAUUAUAUAAAAUAUGAAGAUAUGAAUGUUCACUUCUGUAUCAGUUCAAGGGAGAAAAGUAGGAUGAAUGAAUUAUUCUUUAGCAUCAGCCAAAAUGUUUUUAACUCAGGAAAUUCAGUUUCCCUUUUUCUUUGAAUUCAGAUCAUAUGUUACAUUCUGCCCAAACACCUACAAUUACUGGCAAUGAGAGAUACAUUUGUGAUACUUUUAAUCAGUGGGUAAGUAUUCUUCCUUAUCUCUUCAUAGGCAUGCCAGACAUCGGUCAAUCAAACAUUUCAAGUAUAAUCACUGACCCCUUUGUGCAGAGGAAAACAAUCCCAAUACACGCUGCUUAUGUCAGGUCUUUUGUCUGACAAGCAUUUCAUUUGAACGGCUUGAGUGGGUUCUAAAAUUUACUGAUUCAGUACAGGAGCAGCUGCUAUAGUGUCCCAAAAGCAACAUCCAACCCUGUACACUCUAUGUCAGGCAUAGGCAAACUCGACCCUCCAGAUGUUUUGGGACUACAGUUCCCAUCAUCCCUGACCACCUGUCCUGCUAGCUAGGGCUCAUAGGAGUUGUAGGCCAAAAACAUCUGGAGGGCCGAGUUUGCCUAUGCCUGGUCUAUAGUGUUACAACAGAGCAUAGACAUGGAGGCAGCUCUUGGUGACCUGGCCUUGAUUGAUUGAGUUUACUUAUAUGCUUCCUUUUCAAAAAGAGCUGUGCCCAUAGCAGCUUACAGGCUUGUUUUCUGUGCCCUCAAUUAUUGUGUUAAUCUUCCCCAUGAGGUCACGCUGCUGUUGGGAGCAGUACAUUCCACCUGGUCUGCUUUCUGAACUUGGGGAUGGGGCUCAGAAUAGCUAAUCCUUUUCCCCCCAGUUACGUGUACAAGCAGUCUGAUUCCGAACAGGCUUUUAGAGAGAAGAUGGUUGAUGGUCAAGAUUCCUACGGCAGAAACUAGGGGGACAGACCAAAGCAUGACGCAGCAGCACUCGCAGAAGCUUAGCAGAUCUGGAGGCUCAUGUGUUACUUGGAUGGGAAUCCCAUGUACGUUACCAUGAGCAGGGAGGCCCACAAUUUGGGACUGGCCUCAGUAGCCAAGCAGAACGUUGUGGUUGCCUCUUUCUUCCCUUUUGGUGGUGUGGCUUUCAAGGCACAUCUGCUGAAUUGGAACCCUGCAUGGUGUGCUCUCAGGUGGAACCAAGGGCAUGGUCUCUUUGACCCUGGGGAAUUAGUUCUGAGCCUUAGAGCUGAUUUAUAUUGAAACAGAAGAUUAAACAUAAGGCAGUGCCUAGUGUUUUUUGUUAUAUUUUUGUUAUAUUUUCAUGUAUGUAAAAUACCCUCCUAUUGGGUUUUUCUAGCUGCUGUAACGUUAUUUGCUUUUAUUUAUUUAUUUAUUUUAAAAAAUUAAAAAGCUAAGCUGGGACCAAGGAAGCUCUGCCUAUCUUUCUCAUGGGAAAAGGAGGCACAGAGCUUGCCCAUCCUUCUGACCCACAACUUGCCAUGACCAAGCAGCAGCCAAGGAACACUGCUGCCCCCCCCCACCUCCCUGCUUCUGGAGCAAGAAAGGCUGGCAGACUGCAUGGCCAGGGCAUUCUGAUUGCUUUGACAAUGCAGCAGCCAAACUACCCCAGCCUUCCUUAUAACUCCAGGGAUGCAGAAAGGGUGGGGAUUGCUUUGCAGUUGCUGGAAAGACACACGCACACGCACACGCUAUUCUGAGGCUGGGAAGAUGGCUAAGACUCCUUGAGCUGAGCAAAAACCACAACAGAAACUAAGCAAUGUGGAGCAAAAAAGGGGGACUGACUGGGAGUAGUACAUAGGUAGAUGAGGGAGAAAAAGGGGAGGAGUAAAUAAGUUAUGAGUAAUGGGUGAUCAAUAACACCCCUUUAAUCUUGCUUUGUCUCAUCAGCUGGGAGAGCAGUUGUCUCAGUUGGUGCCUGCCAGUGGAGUUGACUUGGUAGAACUGGAGGAUGAAGGCGCUUGUGUGCGUUUUAGCCCAUUAAUGACUUCUGCAGGUAACUGGACACAUUUGACUAAAUUUUUUUUUUGGGGGGGGGGGAGGGGGUUGUUGCAAUCCAUAUACAGGCAGUGACCAUUUCACAGGGGGAUUCCAUUCUUGACCACCGUGUGCAUUGGCGGAGUGCUCCUAAGUGCCCCCCACUCUGUUACGCCCUGUUCUACCCUCAUCUGGUUCCAGAAGGCCCCAGAUGUCUGUGAUCUUGCAUCAGUUGUAGCCUGUAUGUUAUUUGGGUCAUACCCAACUUUGAGUCUUAGCCAGUGUUCAAAACUCCUAUUGUUCUAGACACAUUUUGCAACAGAGAAUUUUAUUAGCGCAGGCAGUUUCUGAGCUGUGGGCACAGUAUUGCGCCUAAGAUUUCAGUUUGAAACUGCAGAGUGGAAGGAAAGGAGGACCUUUUUCUGCCUCCCCACUUCCAGCUACUCUCUGAAGACUGGAGAAGAGACCCUCUAAAGAAUAUUAGGGGGGUGGGCAGAGGAAGGACUAAACCAUGUGAAAAAUGAACUUAAUAUUUUAGCUGCAGUUCAUUCAUUUUCAGCUUUGUAUUCUUGUUAUAAAAAAGCACGCCUAGACAUUCCAUUGUUGUGCCCAUAACCUAGAAUUAAGGUACUAUUUAGCUCCUAGCUUUCAUACCUCAGUUUCUAACAUUGGUCUUAGCUAACCUACUUAAAACACCACCACCACAUAUGAGUGAAAUUACUCAUUUCCUUUUUUUUUUCUAUUAAAAUUGUUACUCUUUAAAACUCCCUGGAGACCGCGCCAGAUACAUUAUGAAAACCUGUAUUCCUGUAUAUAAACCACAACUUAUAAUAGUUGUUGUUGUUGUUUAGUCGUUUAGUCGUGUCUGACUCUUCGUGACCCCAUGGACCAGAGCACGCCAGGCACUCCUGUCUUCCACUGCCUCCUGCAGUUUGGUCAAACUCAUGUUGGUAGCUUCAAGAACACUGUCCAACCAUCUCGUCCUCUGUUGUCCCCUUCUCCUUGUGCCCUCCAUCUUUCCCAACAUCAGGGUCUUUUCCAGGGAGUCUUCUCUUCUCAUGAGGUAGCCAAAGUAUUGGAGCCUCAGCUUCACGAUCUGUCCUUCCAGUGAGCACUCAGAGCUGAUUUCCUUCAGAAUGGAUAGGUUUGAUCUUCUUGCAGUCCAUGGGACUCUCAAGAGUCUCCUCCAGCACCAUAAUUCAAAAGCAUCAAUUCUUCAGCGGUCAGCCUUCUUUAUGGUCCAGCUCUCACUUCCAUACAUCACUACUGGGAAAACCAAAGCUUUAACUACACAGACCUUUGUUGGCAAGGUGAUGUCUCUGCUUUGAGACAUCACCUUAUAACAGUAUGUAUCUGUAAAACACUUUUGUUCCACAAGUUAGUAUAAACCUUUGGAACUGGUCCUUUGGUUUUCUGGAGAAUUUGUGAGCAAAGUUAAUUCCCAGCAUUCUCCUGCAAAGGUGUCUUUUGCUUUGUUCCUAUUUCCAGCCUUAAUUUGUGAGUCAGUUUUUCCAUAUGCACAAUACACCAUACUUUCUUGUACCAAGAAUUCAAGUGUGCGCCUUCUAAUCCUUCAAGAAUGUGGGUAUAAUCCUACGUGCUACCACUAAGAGGAAUCCUGUCCCCACACCCUCACCAGCAUGUAGGGGAAUCACGUUUAUGCAUAUAUGAAAGUUUAACUGGGGUUAAACACCAUUUCCAAACAGUACUGCUGGCCUCUGUGUUUACCAUAGAACAUGCUAAUCGACCAAGCAUUUCAGUUUUAGGAACUGAAGUGCAAGACGUUGACCAGUUGGUGGACUGCCUUAAACUGAAGGUCCCAGUGCUGACGUGCACACUGCAACUCAGGGAUGAGUUUGAGCAGGAAGUGAAAAGAACUGUAGGUCUUGCCUAUGUUGAAGACCUCAGCUGGCCAGGCCUUGGAGUGGUAAGGUGAGUGGCUGCUCUGCACAGACUUCCUCAAGGCUCUUUGAGAGCUCUAGGCUGCAUAUAGAUGUAUAGAUCUUCAGCAGUGAGGCUCCUGUGGAUCCAUGUGUGCCCCUUUUUAGACAAGCUUCCAACUGAGCUCAGGAGCAACCAGUUCUUCCUGUUUCCAGAAGAUUUUGGCUGUGCAAUUUGCUCAUUGGUUCACCCAGUAGCCAUUGAGAGGCAUAUCCUCCAUGAAUUUGUCUAGCCCCCUUUUCAAGCCAUCUGAGCUAGUGGCUGUCUCGCCAAAUCUUUCAGCAGCAAAUUCAGUGGAAAGAAGUAUUUCCUUUUCUUUGUGCUGAAUCUGCCACCAUUCCACUUUACUGGAUGUUUUCUUCCUACUCUGAGUUGUUACCAUUUACUACCAUUUUAAUAUUUGCAUAAUGUCAAACAUAUUUGAUCAUGGUUUCCCACUUUGGUAUUUUCAAAGUGUCUUUUUAUUUUUCCAAUAUACUCAUAGGGUUUAGGACUGCUCAGGUUAAACAGACUACAUGCAUACUUCUGGAGCAAAUUUGUGCAAAGCACAAAUGACAGUGUGACUGAAAAUUUUCAGUAAUGUUGGCAUGGUGUACAAUGAAUAAUCAAGGCAAAAUUUCUGCAAACUGUUCUUGGACAGCAAGAUAGGAUUUUACAGUUUUUACUGCAAAACUCUACCACUACCAUAAAUAGUCCAUCUGAAUUGGUUUUGAAAGGUACGAGGGGCAGAAUGAAGACAAACAGGAGAAAGAAGUGGAGAAGAUUAACAACGAACUAUUGAAAAAACUAAAUGAGCUGGAAUCAGAUCUGUUGUUUUCCUUAGGUAAUAAACUACUUCUGAAACUAUUCAAUGGGGCAGUGAAAUGAUGGGGAAGUCUAGGUAUCAGUGUGUGUGUAAUCCCCUGUAACAGUUCAAUAAUACUGGUUUCUCUACCAAACAGAGGAAUUUUGCAUUUUUAUAUUUAGCUUCCUUUGGUCACUUUUAGUUGUUCUAGUCACAAAAUUUUAAAAUUCUCCAGAAUUUGGAAUUUUCAAAAAGGGAUUAAGAGUGGAAGAGAGAAGUACUUUUGAUGGGGAAGGGCUGUGGCUUACCCUGAAUCCAGGGGCCCUAAACUUCUCUUUAAAAAUAAGUUUGACACCUAUUUAAAACAAGCAUGUUUACGAUUUCUAAAGUGUUUGCGAACCUCAUUCUACCUCUUUCCCCCACUUCUCAGGCCCAGAAUUUGGAGGGGAGAAAAACUGUAUUUAUAUUGGAAUGGUCACUGAGGACCUUGAUGUUUCUGAGCUGAUUGAAACUAUUGCGGCAACAGGCCGAGAAAUCGAAGAGAAUUCAAGGGUAUGUACUGACCGUACAAGACUGCAGAGUGGCAGCAUAAUGAGCAGACCUCUUCUUGGUCAUAUUGAUUGCCCUGCGCUUAGUUUUCCUAUAGGCCCCUUAAUAAUAAAUGUAUUCUCCCUCUAGAAGCUAUGCUAGUCUGUCACCACAAAAAUGACACACACAACAUUGACACUUACUUGACUUCUUUCCCAUAACACCGUGUGUGUGUGUGUGUGUGUGUUCCUUUAUUCAAUGUGCCACAUCAUAAAUUGCUAACAUUUGGAUUAUCACAAGGUGUUAAGCACAUAAGAACUGAUUCAUGAGCAAAGCAAUAACUACCGGCUUAGGAAUUGCCUCCCCUCCCAGCUGCAGCAUCUUAAUUAAAUUGAUCAUUGCAGCUCCCUUCUCAGUAUUUUUUUUUUUAUCCAAAUAAAUAAAUCACUUAAAUAGCUCAUGAUAGUUCCAUUUUAAUUCCAGGGUGGUUAACUUUCUAUAGGGCAGCAAGUAAUUAAUGAAUGGAUUUUAUUUCCUUGGGGGGGACAUAAUGAACUACCCCACAGCUUCUGGUAACAGCUUGCUUCCUUUCCAGCUGUCAUCAAUAGCAAAUCCAGAGACUAUUAACACACUGAUCAGCUUGCUGCUGGAGAGUAACAUGCAACCACUUCCUGGUCUCUUUUUAGUGCUACGCUGUGCUGAGCUAAGCCAACAAUUGGCAUAGCAUGUCAUCCAAACCAGGACGAGCUGCAGCCAAGGUUUGUUCUUCGCUUGCCAUGCUGUGCAAACCUGGCUGCUGAUCGAUCUGUGAACAGUGGCAAGCACCUUAAAGAAACUUUCAUAGAAUCUUAGAGUUGGAAGGGACCCAAGGGUCAUCUAGACCAACCCCUGCAAUGCAGUGGGGUUGACUGUUUGAAUGUGGCAGAAGGGGAAAGAAGGCCCAGUCCUAUUAGUGCUUGCAAAACAGCUGUGCAUGCACCAGUUUUUUUUUACCCUUUGUAAGCUCAGCUAGCGCUCUCAAGUCAAUAUGGGCAGUCAUCCAUGAUUCUUGGUAUUCCUACAUUGGAGGUAAUGCACUAGCAACACCAUACCAGAUCAGGAAUACAAGAAAUGCUAAUAAGGUGUGCUGUUCAAUUUCUCAUCAGCUGCUGGAAAACAUGACUGAAGUUGUACGGAAAGGCAUACAGGAAGCGCAGGUUCAGCUGCAGAAAGCAAAUGAGGAAAGACUCCUUGAAGAGGUGAGUGCCCCAAGUUAAGCCAUUUCCCAGCAGCAGCAGUAGCUGCUGCAACCAGGCUGCAUCCUGUUUCUUGGCAACACACUGAUCUUUUCCCCAACCCCGUUUGUUUUCUCAGGGGCUGCUCCGACAGAUUCCUGUAGUGGGCUCUGUGCUCAACUGGUUUUCUCCAUUUCACGCUUCACCAAAGGGAAGAACAUUUAACCUAACAGCAGGUGGGGUGAAACUUGAUUAUACCAAUGAUUUUGGGGGUUGAACCAACGUUAGCAACUUGCGGGAGCAACGAAUUAGUAGGCCCUUCAAAGUGUAUGUGCGGCUGUGGUGGUUUUGAAGGAGGAUGGUUAUGGAUGCUGUUCCUGUCCUGGUUUCUCUGCUUCUGCCUUUAUGCCCUGCUGGUGACGCCCUUCCAGAAGCUUCUGGUUAGCCAUUGUUACAGGCAGUACAGUGGACUAGUUGGACCUUUGGUCUGAUCCAGCCUGGCUCUUGUUACGUUCUUGUUAGCUGUGAUAACUGAAUAGAACUUCCAAGUUUAGGGGCAGUGUACCUUGGAGAUGGGACACGGGUGGCGCUGUGGGUUAAACCACAGAGCCUAGGACUUGCUGAUCAGAAGGUCGGCGGUUUGAAUCCCCGUGAUGGGGUGAGCUCCCAUUGCUCGGUCCCUGCUCCUGCCAACCUAGCAGUUCGAAAGCACGUCAAAGGGCAAGUAGAUAAAUAGGUACCGCUCCGGCGGGAAGGUAAACGGCGUUUCCGUGCGCUGCUCUGGUUCGCCAGAAGCGGCUUAGUCAUGCUGACCACAUGACCAGGAAGCUGUACGCCGGCUCCCUCGGCCAAAAAGCGAGAUGAGCACCGCAACCCCAGAGUCAGCCACGACUAGACCUAAUGGUCAGGGGUCCCUUUACCUUACCUACCUUGGGGAUAACACUUGAUGGGGAACAGGCAUAGGAAGAGGGCUAUUCCCUUCAUACCCUGCUUGGGGAAUUCCAGUGGCAUCAGAUUGGUCCUUGUAGGAGGCAGGAUGGUGGAAUAGAUGGAUGUUAAGCCAGAUUCAGAAGGACUCUUCCUAUAGUCAUAGUCUAAUAGCACACAGGAUGUUUUGCAUACGUCCCUCUCUUCCUAAAACUUCUCAACCCCACGUGGAAAAACUGUGAAUCAGCCCUUCCACAUUGAGAACUGGGAGUGUUCUCAAACUCCCAGGCUCUGGAAAAGCCUGGGAGGGCCAUUCAGAAGUUUGCAGAUAGCUUUACUUGGAGCAGCUGAAGAGCUCCACAGAAGAUGCUAUAUUUCAGAAGUAGCAUCUAAUGUACCACUGUGCUCAGAAGACUCAGCAGCAGCAGCAGCAGCAGCAGCAGCUUUCCAAUCGUGGUUUGCUGUGGAAUGUUGUUGUGUUGAAAUCUAAAUGGAAGGUUGUGAGACAGAAGUGCCUUUGGUACAAUAAAGUUCAGCUAAAUAGGAUCAGAUGAUAAAUACCAUCCUAUAAUUUGGCACGUUAAACCUAGUUUUCAGGUAUGAUCUGAGGGGCCACUAACCAAACCCUCUUCCCUUUGCCAGGUUCUUUAGAAUCUACAGAGCCCACGUACGUCUCCAAAGUACAGGGCACUGGGAACACCCCACCUCCCACUCCCACGUCAAGCCGUGCAAAGCAGAGGUUCCCUGGUAAGUCUUCCCUUCUGUCGCGUUUCAGAGAAGCUGCUGGAGAGUUUCACCGUUGGUGAGAACCAAGUGUCUUGCUUAGAAGUAGGUCUCAGUAGAAGCCAUUCCAUUAGGGCAAAUGGGACAAUGUUUUAUAAGCUUGGAACGCUGAAUCCCGUUCCCGCUUCCAUCAUUUUCUCUCUCUUUUUUGCUGUACGUGCCCAGAAUCACAAAUAUGCCCAGGGCAUAUCUAUUUGCAAGAUCAUCUUAGCUCCUAUAUGCCCACUUGAUCACUUUGAUCAACUGGCAGUGUGGCAGGGCAGGUGCCACAUAAUACUCGUUCCAUAUUUGUAAGGAAUCCAUCUUUUAUGGUGGAGCAGCACUUCUGCUUUGUAACUCCCUGCCUAUUGACACCAGGCAGGCACCUUGUCAACGUGUUUUAAUCUGUUUUUAGUUUGCUGUGGAUUUUAUUUUAUUUUUUUCUGAAUGUUUUUAAUAGUUGCUUUUACCGAUAAUUUUAUUUACUCUUUGUAAACCGUUUUGAGGAUUAAUUUUUUUUACAAACAGCAUAACAUUUUUAUGAAAUAUAUAAAUAAAUGUCUACCACCGAUGCCUAAUCAACCUUAUGAACUGGCUUGGUUUUCCAUCCAUAAAUUCCCAACUGCGGAAACAGGCAGGCAGCAUUUCAGACCUUGCCGUGACUGCGUAGCACUAAAUCGAGUGUGUAUAUUUUGCCCCAGGACAAAAGCUGUUUAGAAGGUCCUUGAGGAACUCGGAUGGGUUCAGUGAGACCAGCUCGGUGAGUCACAUUGAUGAUCUGGAGAGGGCAGAGCAGAGGCCUGCUGCAGCUCCCCCUGCUGGGCAAGGUGAUUCAAAACAGCCAGAAGAGAGCAUGCUUCCAAACCCGGAAAGCCCUGAAGAUUUCCGGGGCGACAAGGCGAAGGCCCUGGCAAAUGACUGCACUACAUCCGAGGAACAAGAGAGUCUAAGAUAAAAUCCAGACCCUGUGCAUUUUAAGACUUUGUACAAAACAAAUGCACUCCCUCUCUAGCAGGGGCAGCCUAAUGAUGCAUUUAAAAUGUGAACAGUGCCACAGUUAGUACAGUAACGACUACUGUUAAACUUGUGAUCGACUGGAGAUUUUUGCACAGAGUUUAGUGGAAGAAGCCUUUUCUCCCCACCCCACCCUCUUUCGCCUUCUCUGCGGGGGGCAUCGGCCUGGUUUUUCCUGUACACUUUGCCAUUGUUGCUUUCUGUCCGGCUUACGUUCACAUUGCCCAGGUGGUAAACAGCAGUUUCUUCGCCACUGAAGUUUGCAAAUGCAGGAUACAGCUUGUCUCCAGCUGGCAUCCUAAAGAAUGAUUUGCUGCUUAAUUUUCAAGAUGCUCUACACAAACACUUCCCUUUAGGUUGGAAUGAUCAAUUGCACUUGGUGCUAUGUGUUUUUGUAAAAAAGAAAAGAAGAUUCUAACUGUUUAAUAAAUCUACCAACUGCUCACUACCUUAUUUUUAAAUACCUAUUUUUAGAGGUAAAUCUAUAGGCACCCCUCCAUACGGUUCCCUUGGUUUUAUGAAUAGCCUUUUAAAAAAAAUUCUGAAAGUUUGCUUCAUGUGUACAUAUAUAAGUGAUUGAGCACCACUUUGGGCAUUCCCUACCACCACCAGAUAAACCUGCAGCAAAAGUUUCGCAGUCCGAGGCCAACACUCCUCUUGAAGAAGUAUUCCUCACCAUGGCUGCUGGGAACAGAUAUCCCACACUUUCCUGCUUCAGGCCGUUAGGAGACAAACCCAAUGGGAUAGUUUUGCUUUAGAGCAACUCACCCCCCAGAGUCUCUUUGACACCUUUCGAAAGGUAUUCGUGAAACACUUUUGAGCUGACAAUGUUGCAUAUCUGUGAUGUUUCCUGUACUGCUAUCCUGGAUUGUUCUGAUCGGUAGUUUACAUUUGCUAGAUAUUGUAAAUACCCAGAGAAAUUGUUAGGUUAUUUACACUGCUGCACUAUUUACAGAAAUGAGCUAACUUUUUUUUCUUUAAUCAAAGAGAAAAUAUUCAGAAGCCUGUUUCAUCCCCCUGUUAAAAUGCAUUCACUUUGGUGAUUGCUUUAAUUCUGUUCCUAUUGAACUUGCAUCUUUUCAUGUGGUAAGAAAAUCCUGGGAGAGAGUUUAUGUGAUCAAUCCCCAGGCCAGUCUUUGAUCAAUUACUUCAAAAUUCAUAGGUUUUGUUUUUUAAGGGGGAUUGAUCCCUUUUUCCCUAAAGGAUCUUUCCUGGAGUUAAUAGCUUCCUCCUGCAAUGACUGGUAAUGAACUACAGCCUAAUCCUAUACUCACACGGAUACUGAAUGAAAGCAUGGCAGUUUGCAAGGGAGUAUUAGUGAUUAUAUUUUGCCUUCCUAAAUAAUGCAGUGGCAGCACCCAGGCACAGAAAAUGAACAUUCAACACAAGAGGAGUCCACCAUGUCAUAGUGGAAGAAGUUGCUUGUCUGAACCUAGAGUGGAACUGCUUUGAAACUCAAGUAACCAAACACAUAGUGAAAGUACAUAUAAGCUGAAGGUCAGACUAAAGGCAAAAUGCAUAUAAUUUCCCACCCUGCUAUAAAGAUAGUAACUUAUAGUCAUGGUGGUCCAAGUUACAUUAGCAGUCAGUUGUGUGUGUCAGGCUUAGAGAAGGUAGAUGGUGUGAGGGAAUGAGAGUUGCAAUAUCUGGUUUGGUCCUUGGCCCAAGGAAGCAAACUUUUCUGACAACAGGCUUGUAAUAUCCUUCAAAGUAUUUUCUUUGCUAGUGGAUUUUGAUGAGCAAAAUGCAUUGGGCAUUGCCUUGGUGUGUGAUGAGGACUACUCUUAAGUGUACUGUUGAUUCAUUCUUUACUCUAAGGAACUGGGAAUCCUUAAAAAACAGACAACCUUAAUAGAUUUGCUUUGUUUAAAUAAGAACUGGGGUGUUUUGUUUUGUUUUUAAAGUACAAAUUCUCGUCUUCCUUGGCAUUUUAUUUGGUAAAAUGAAUAUUAACUUGGGGUUCACUGAGGAGAAAUGGGUUGAAGUUAUAAUCGUUAAUACAAAUUUUAAUGUUUUUAUAUUGUUAAGCCAGCAGUUUUGCUGGGAUACAGACCUAAUUUAGAUACUUCCCAAAUGCUUCAAUAAAGGUUCUUCAACUUGUUAGUAUCUGAGUUUGUGUCAAGGUUUUCACAUGUAAGCAGUUCAAGAGGAAAAUAAACUUUCAUGCUCAGGCGCAUGUCUAUCUUCCCGCUACCCCGAAAAGGGUUUCCCAUUCAUAUCUAUGGGAUUGGCAACUCUCAUCAUCCCUGACCACUGGCCAUGCUGGUUGGAGUUGAUGGGAGUUGGAGUCUGCAGGGCCAAAAGUUACACAUCCCUGUAAAGACACCUGCCAAUCACUGUGUUGGCAAAAGCAUGUUACCUUUUUCCUGUGUACAAUUUACUUCCCUCGGGUAAGUGCAGAUUGCUUUUCUGAGCAUCCAUUUGAGAUCUUUCCCCUUAAGGCCAUAACUUUGCUUUGGACUCCAGUUCCUUCCGCAGAUAGCUAUGCAGUGAGUUCCUUGCAUGCAAACUGCUCCAGAGAUUGCCACAAAUAAUCCAGAGAUGUUCUAUACUAGCUGCAAUCCACCUGUUUCAAAUAAAGCUAUUAAGGGGGGGAAACACUGGGCAACUGGCUCAAGCUGGCCUUUUAAUUUUUGGCAAUACCCCAGAACAACACGAAAGUGGGGGGUGGGACUUAAAAAAUGAGGGCUGGACCCAGAAUUACAAUGCUAUACACAGCACUGCAAGCCUGCCAAUUGUGGCUCGGGGCUCAUGACAGAGGACUCUUGGCUCGGAGCUCCCACAAAUCCAAACAGCACCCCGGAACUUGGGAAGGAUGUACGUGUCUGAAGGAUAUUGCACCCUCCUCAGUGGUGUGACAGGGAGGCCUGCUUUAUACCUUGAGCCCCACACAGACAGAAUCUCAUCCAGUAAAAAUAUAGAAACCUC